AUGGAAGACCCGUCGGUGUCUACAACCAACGUCCCAUGUAAUGAUACUAGUGACAGCGAAGAUACCGAGGUGAUGAUAUCCAGAAGAGGUGUUCGUCCUGUCGGCGAACUGCAGAAGCAUGGAUUGAGGCCCGUCUGGACAGGAUCUCGAGGUUAUCCCGCAGAAGUUAUACCAGACGACAUCGCUGAGUGGCUCGAUGAUCAAGGAAAGCGUCGUUCCGCACAGUAUAUAGGGCCCUUGAAGAGCCUUUUCUGGCUUGCAGGCUAUGAUGAACUCGUGCGAGCCGUCGACGACCCCGCCUAUACCAUCGAAGAUGAAGUUAGAGUCGUCCUGAAUGGGGUGGACAUUGGUUGGCUCCUGGAGGACUACCUGGAGGAAGGCAAAAUUCCUCGGCAGCUGUAUAUGCAAUACUUGGACUAUGCCUCUCCUCCAUCCUGGCUUUUGCCGGUUAUUAUCUCUCGGCUCAACCUCAUUCCCCAGGCCGUCACCACCGAUCUGCGUUCUCACAAUAUCAGAACCCUCUACCCACUGAGCCGUCCUCAGUAUCUUCCUAAUAUUGUCAAGAGUGUCAAGGUGAAGUGGGAGAGAAGGCCAGAGAAGUUUCUCCGGAAGAUCGAGGAGAUAGCUCCUGAUCUCCUUGAGGGACACAAUGUAUGGCUGCGAGGGCUGUCUAGAACCGCUUUGAUGUGCACUCUUGCCUUUCUUAUCCCUUCUGUGUCCGACAAGGCUUUCCAAACAGAAUUCGGUCCCGGCUUCUACACGACAAAUGAUAUGAAAUAUGCUUUCGACUAUUGCUCCCGUAACGGCGCAAUGAUGGUGUUUCAGAACCCUGACCUGCGCAACCUAAAUGUAUGGGAGCCAACAGAGAACGAGUGGAACCAGCUGGUUGCAACCUGGAUCCAGCUACCGCUGUCCGGGGUCAUUGAGGAUAUGCCGGCUCGGUAUAGUGAUGCGGAUAUCAUCCGUAGUCCCAUCUCAUCUGCGAAAGACACCGCACGGGAGAUGAACGCCUUCCCGAAACGCGGCAAGGAGGAGCAGCUGGUUGCCGUUAGCUACGACGGCUGCAGGGCUCUCUCGCGGUCGCUAUCCACAAUCAUCUACUUCGACUCUUGCUGA
Molecule: messenger RNA, 1116 nt
Organism: Penicilliopsis zonata CBS 506.65
Lineage: Eukaryota; Fungi; Ascomycota; Eurotiomycetes; Eurotiales; Aspergillaceae
Exons: 2
Coding region: 1-1116 (371 amino acids)
Source: RefSeq, a predicted model, not a curated record